This is a messenger RNA of Olea europaea var. sylvestris, 901 nucleotides long. Its product is annotated as probable E3 ubiquitin-protein ligase ARI8. The transcript has 4 exons. NCBI's taxonomy places the organism in Eukaryota, Viridiplantae, Streptophyta, Magnoliopsida, Lamiales, Oleaceae. Bases 242 to 886 code for a protein of 214 amino acids. The record is from RefSeq and is a predicted model, not a curated record.
AGCAGAAAAGGAGAUUCUUUCUCCCCAAAUAUACCACGUCUCCUCAGGGAUUGCUAUUUGAGCUCUUUUUGGCAAACUCAGUGGGUGUCCUAAUUGAGUCGACUCCUGGAGUUGCACCACCACCAUUGCCGGCGUUCUUAUUGCCUAAUUUAAAUAUAGUCGAUACUCUUCUUUUCAAUUUCCCUAUUUUUCUAGGUCUUCUAAGGAUUCUGCAGUUUUAUAUUAUUAAAUUGCGAUUGCUAUGGAAUCGGAGGAUGAUAUGCACGACGCGAGCGAAUUGACGUCGGCGGAGGAGGAAGAUGAUUAUUACAGUGGCGGCGAUGACGAUAUUGGCGAUGGAGAUGCGGAAGAAGACUACAACUAUGGGGAUGAUGAUGAUAAUACUGGUGAUUAUGACUUCAUGCCCAAUGACUCUGAUGCCGAUGAAGUUUCUGCUAGUCGCGCACAGAAUUAUACCGUCUUGAAGGAAGAAGACAUAUGGAAAAUUCAAGGGGAAGAUAUUAUGCGAAUCUCUAAUGUUCUCUCCAUUUCAAGAGAAGCAGCAUGCAUACUAUUACACUGCUAUAAAUGGAAUGUAAAUGAUGUGCAUGAACAAUGGUUUGCUGAUGAAGGACGAGUCCGUAAAUCUGUUGGUUUAUUUGAGAAGCCAGUGGUUCAAUAUUUGAAUGCUAGGGAAGUGACUUGUGGGAUCUGCUUUGACAACUACUCUCAUGAGCUGGUACGGUCUGCAGCGUGUGGCCAUCCUUUCUGUGACUCUUGCUGGAAAGGUUUGUCUACAAUUUUCUUCGCCUGUGCAAUGCUUAAAUAUGGAGCUACGCAACUACACUCUUCGACCUAUGUUUUAAAUGAAAUCAAUUUUGGCUUUAAUUAUAAUUGCUUUAUAUAACUGUAACUGUGCUAC